GGGUGUGUCGGACGCGUUGUACCAGCCCACUUCGGAGCUGGUCUAUGGGGAGAGCGGCCGCUCCUGGCUGUAGCGGGCUGGUGUCCCUGAUCUCCGCUGUGCCUUGUCUGUCCUGUCCGCGGAUCGGGGCGGUGAGCUCUGGCGCCAGAGACAUGAGUAAUGCAGGCUCCGUCCUCCCGGGCACCCCAGCCGCCCCCGGACCUGACACCUACAAAGGCUGGCUCUUCAAAUGGACUAACUAUCUGAAGGGGUAUCAGAGACGCUGGUUUGUGUUAAGCAAUGGUCUGCUGUCCUAUUACAGGACACAGGCUGAAAUGGCCCACACGUGCCGAGGAACCAUUAACUUGUCUACAGCUCAUAUUGAUACAGAAGAUUCAUGUAACAUUGUUCUGUCCAAUGGUGGCCGAACAUAUCAUCUCAAGGCAAGCUGCGAAGUGGAGAGACAGAGAUGGGUCACAGCUUUGGAAUUGGCCAAAGCCAAAGCCGUCCGCAUGAUGAACAACCAGUCAGAUGACUCUGGGGAUGAUGAGCCAAGUUCGCAGUCUGACAAGAGCGAGUUGCACAGCUCCCUGAAGUCUCUGACCAAUAAGCUAGAAGACCUCAGUACGUGCAAUGACCUCAUCGCCAAGCAUGGAGCAGCACUGCAGCGCUCCCUGAGUGAGCUGGAGAGCCUGAAAUUGCCAGCAGAGAGCAGUGAGAAGAUCAAAUCUGUGAAUGAAAGGGCCACUCUCUUCAGGAUCACUUCAAAUGCGAUGAUCAAUGCAUGCCGCGAUUUCUUGGAAUUAGCAGAAUCCCAUAGUCGUAAAUGGCAUCGUGCUUUGCAGUAUGAGCGUGAGCAGCGAGUUCGUUUGGAAGAGACUAUCGAGCAACUAGCAAAACAGCAUAAUAGCCUUGAAAGAGCCUGCCGAGGAGCACCUGGCCUGUCUUCUAACCCUACAGGAAAUCCCAGUUCUGUAAAAGGGAGUGUACAAGCUGUAAAAGGGGAGGCCAGUGAUGAAGAUGAGGAGACAGAGUAUUUUGAUGCCAUGGAGGACGCACCAGCCUUUAUCACAGUAACAACUGACCCCAAACAGCACAGGCGUUCCGGUAGCAAUCUCAGCAGUGCAAGUGGCGGUCACCCCGAUGAUUGGCAUCUAGAAGACAACGUAUUCUAUAGCUCACAUGAAAGCAGCUACUAUGACUCUAAACGCAAAGAUCUCUUACCUAGAAAAAGGAGGAGGACCCGAAUUCCAGACAAACCAAACUACAGCCUUAAUCUCUGGAGUAUAAUGAAAAACUGCAUAGGAAAAGAGCUAUCCAAGAUCCCCAUGCCUGUCAAUUUCAAUGAGCCGCUCUCCAUGCUGCAGAGACUUACUGAAGACUUGGAAUACCACGAGCUGCUGGACAAGGCAGUCAAAUGUGACAACUCUAUAGAACAGAUGUGCUUUGUUGCAGCCUUCUCUGUGUCUUCCUAUUCCACCACAGUCCACCGGACAGCAAAACCAUUCAAUCCUUUAUUAGGAGAAACAUUUGAACUUGACCGAUUAGAAGAUUUAGGGUUCCGGUCGAUAUGUGAACAGGUCAGUCAUCACCCUCCAGCUGCUGCUCAUCAUGUACACUCCAAGAAUGGAUGGAGCCUGUGGCAGGAAAUCACCAUUGCCAGUAAAUUCAGGGGCAAAUACCUCUCUAUUAUGCCAUUAGGGGAUAUACAUUUGGAGUUUCUUUCCAGUGGGAACCAUUAUGUGUGGAAGAAGGUCACCUCCACAGUGCACAACAUCAUUGUAGGCAAGCUUUGGAUAGACCAGUCUGGAGAUAUCGAGAUUACAAAUUAUAAAACCAAGGACAAAUGCCAGCUGAAAUUUACCCCAUACAGCUACUUCUCAAGAGACAUUGCAAGAAAGGUUACUGGGGUUGUGACAGAUGCAAAUGGAAAAGCACAUUAUGUCCUAUCUGGAACAUGGGAUGAAAAGAUGGAAUGUGCAAAGAUUGUGCAGAGCAGUCAAGGCAAUGGCAGCACCGAAGGGAAACAGAAGACAGUGUACCAGACUCUCCCUCCAAAACUGCUAUGGAAAAAAUACCCCCUACCCGAGAACGCAGAAAAUAUGUAUUUCUUUUCUGAACUUGCCCUUACACUAAAUGAACCUGAUGACAGCACUGCCCCUACGGAUAGCCGGCAUCGGCCAGACCAGCGAUUAAUGGAGAAUGGCAAGUGGGAUGAGGCCAAUGUGGAGAAGCAGCGGCUAGAGGAGAAACAGAGGGCUGUUCGAAGGAGGAGAGAGGCAGAGGCGGUGGAGGCUUUAGAAGAAGGUAAUGACUAUGAAGGAUAUCAGCCAUUGUGGUUUGAGAGGAAGGUCAAUCCAUACACCAAUGAGCUCAUGUGUGUUUAUAAAGGAGGAUACUGGGAGUCCAAGGAAAAGCAAGACUGGUCUAAAUGUCCUGAUAUUUUCUGACAGAGCCCGGGUCAACACAAGCUUACAGAUCUCGCCGCCCUCAAUGUGGUGGCUGCAUACACCAGGCUAAGACUCUUCAACGCUCAGGAACAGGCACCAAGGGCCGACUUCCAAUGUGAACCAAGCAGAAAUACAAACCAAAACACAUGCCAAAAUAGCCACAUCUGAGCGGGAAAAUCAGAGGGGGACAGGGAUCUGAAGUGUAUUUUCUAAAGAUUUUUGUUUUACAAAAUUGGAAUUUCUUUUUUAUCAACUAAUAAGAGUUGGGAAUAAGAAUAUUUAUUUUAACAUUUGCUAUAUAAACACGUACAUACGUCAGUGUAUAAAUAUAUAUAUAUCUAGGACUGGGCUUUGUUCAGUAAGGGUUUCCUCUCGUACGUACAAUCUUAGACUCUGAGCAAAGCUUAGGAAAUGAAGGUACUCUUAGCUAUAUUAUUUAUUUCUGUACAUUAGAUGCAUAUGUAUAUUCUUGUUAACAAAUUAUAAGCUUUUAAUUAUGGGCAGGGUGGAAAUCACAGAUUCUGAUGGCCACUUGUACAGUUCUUGAAAACUUAGUACACUAAAUGAUGGGUCUGGUGUUACAGAUAGGAUCACUGUGUAAUAACAUCACUUUAUUUUUUAAUUUACUAGUGCACUUUUAUUGACACUUCCAAAGAUUUUCCCUCUUUUACUAGGCAAUUCUGUCCAUGCUCUAACUAGAAUAAGGUGAAAUGGUGUCCCAUAGGACAUCACUACCUUGUAAGCUUGGGCCAUAAUGACUGGUUAGUCAACUAUUUCAUUGCAUUGCAUGGGUUUAUCUCAAGGCAUUGUUCCGACUUUACUCUUUUUUCGUUAUUUGGUAGUGGUGAGUAUAAAUGUUGUAUAACCUAGGUCUUGGGCACACCACCUUAGUUGUAGAAAUGCAUAAUAUGAUGCUAUAUUAUGCAGGUGUUCUUCACUAGAGACAUUAGGGGAGAUUUAUUAAUGCUUGUUAAAAAGUCACAAAUUAUGGAGCACACCAUAUUUGUGCCAUGAUUUGCAACUUUUUAUUACUUCAACUUCUUGUCACUUUUCUAAACCGGCAAGGAGAGAGUAUGUGGCUUAGCGGAGCCUCUGCUGCCCACUAGAUUUAGAAACCGGCAUAAGUUAUAGCUCAAUUCUUCGUCAGCUGGCAUAGGUUUGAGUUUCUGGAGCACGCGGCUAGAGAUGUUCCUGAUUUAUUAAGAGACAUGUGCACCUUUUAUUCCAGUGCAUAGUGGAUCAAGACUGGAGUAUGGGAAUGCCAGUUUUGAUAAAUCUCCCCCCAUUGUUUCUCGGAGAGGAUACAAUGCUACCAUAUAGCAGCAGAGUAGUUACACUGCACCGUAGUGUAUGUAAAAGGUAUGCACCGGGAGGACUUCCUUACAGUGUGUGCCACUACAUACAGUGGCAUAAGUUGGCCGUAGGCUUUCAUGUUAAAACAUAUACUGCAAGGUAUCCAGGUUUUAAUAGAUGCCUCCAAACUCUUUUCCUCAACUAAGCUAAAUCAUACAGCAAAAAAGGUAUGCCAUAGUAUACCAGCCAAAUAGAAGAGAAAAAGACAUUCUGUCAAGUGGACCAGGGUCUAUGAAUACAUUUGACGUAUGCGCUGAAAGCUUUCCCAGCAGAUAGGCUAAGUGUACACUGGAGAGAAUAUGCACCCUAGCAAGGAUCCAUACAGACUCUGUCUUCCAUCAUACAAGGUCCACCCAUGGCUUUUCUGUUUGCAUGAAGACUUAGUCCAGACACUGUGCAUCUCCUAAACAUCAGAUAAAUUAAUAUUCAUUUCUUGCUUAGAAGGUGCUAUUGUAAGGACAGUGACCAGCACUCGAGAUACUCGCACAUAACUGUCUUACUCGUAUUCUUACUCAUCCUCAAGUAUCCAAUAUGAUUUAUGGAUACUGAUAAAACAGAAGUACAUUUUUUUUUUUUUAUUAUUGAAGUCAUGAGGCCGUGGACCUCUGAGUUGACAGUGGUGCUUAGUCCCUUUUGUGGCUGAAUGAUCACCCAUAAUUUGCAAUUUAUAAAGCAUUGGGGUCUGUUAAUGGAAAGCCAAUCCAAACUGGAUCAAAAUGCAGCUUGUUGGUGAUACAACCAAGAGCGAUAUACAGUAGACUGGAGACAGUUUUAACCAAGCAAAACAUUAAAUCCCAUUACAAUACACUCAAUGCACUACAUAUACAUUCCACUUAAAGGGUUUAUCCGAAUUCUAAAAGAUCCCCUCCAAGGCACAGGCCCCUCGUAUACAUUAUACUUGCCUGCUCCCUGGCACCCUCGUUGCUCCGGAUCCCUGCAAGGCAGCUGCUGCAUCUCCCCUUUGCGCGGAUCAAAACAUCCGGGACUGAGUGGAGCAGCUAAUAGCAGGCCGUGACGAGUCCCCUUGAGGUUGGUCACCAUCGCAGUCUGCUAAUGGCUGCACCCCUGUCACCGGAUGUUUUGAUCCGUAUGACAGGGAGAUGCAGCGGCGGCCAUGCAGGAACCUGGAGCAAUGUGGGUGGCGGGGAGCAGAUAAGUAUAAUGUAUAUGAGGGGCCCGGGCAUUUGGGGGAAUCUUUCAGAAUUUGGAUAACUCCUUUAACAAUUUGGUUUCUUUUUUUUUGUUGUUCUUUUUUUUUUUAACAGGUAUAAGAAACAACCAAAAAAUGGAUCCCUGGUAAAGUCUAGUUUUUUCCAAUUGUCACGACCCAUUCAGAUGUAAUGUCACAUUAUUUUUAAGAACACCGUCUAAAUGCAGAAAGUCAUUAUUAGGCUUCAGUAAAAAGAAUAAAUCAUUUUAUAUCAAGUAUAUUAAAAGAAUCAAUUUACCUUUUUAUAUAGACAUCAUGGUGAGGUAGCUGCAGUGACUAUUGACAGCUCUUAUGUUCAGUUUUAAUGUGUUAACUACUCUUUCUGUUACCUGUCUAGAAAUCACGGGGCUAUAAUCUACCCCAUAUGGUGUGUAAUACCUAGAGAAGUUUUAGACAUUUCACUAGAAAUUUUCUUCCUAGUAUUAUUGCUGCUGUAUAUUUCUAUAUCUAUAUAACAGUGUAAGGAUUGGUGUAUAUAAAAUCAGGACUAUACUAGGGACUUUUAAAACAACAAGUUAGGGGUCUGUGGCAAACCUAAUUCUAGCACAGAACCAUGACCGGCAGUUCAUCCAAGAGCUGAAUGAAUGAAAGGGCAGAUCUGACUAUCGGAUAGCUGGUAAAUAUUACAUAUUGAGGGUCUUCCAACAAACAUCUCAGACAUGUAUCAGCCAGUCUCAUCUAGAAAUGCUGACAAUCUGUGAGCCUAGCGUAACCCUGACAUCUGCAAAUGGAGGUUAAUAAAGGUUCUCACGGGUUGAAUUCCAACCUGUUAAUCCAUUUUCCCUGGAGAUGAGAUGUUCCAAAAGGGUCCGGCAGCUGAUGAUCCCCCUCUCCUGUUAAGCGUGAGUUGGGUAUGCUAGCUGGCCAGUCGGUUGACGGCUCUGUGAUGUCUAUGGGAAGCUCCAGGCUGUGUUCACACAUAUCUUUCCGAUGGCUCAUGUACACAAUCUUAGUAUGGCUCUGUACUGGCAGGGGACUGUAUUACAGAACCCAUCGAAGUGUAUGGGAAGAUAUUGUAUCUCCAUAUGCUUCCAGUUUCAUAAGGAAUGUGAUAAAACAUGGCAUGCCUUAUCAGAUGCCUAUCACAAAAACUACUAACAGAAAACUUCUUCUAUCCACUUUUACAUAAAGAAAAUGAAAACCGCGUGCGAUAGUGCCAGCGUGGAGUUGGUCUGACGACUACAAUGCCGUGAGCUUCCUUACUUUAGCCAGUAGGUCAUAACUUUACCAAACACCUCCGGUGUAAAUGUAUUCAGACCAAUCUAUGAUCAUUACACAGUAAGUUGCUGUCUGUACCUAACAUUUUUGGAGGAUCUGGAUAUAUCUCAUGUUAAGCAGGAUUAUCUAGAUUUUCAGUUCCUCGAUUUAGCAGGCAUGUUUCUUAAAGCUCCUUUAAGCCACAUUCACAAGGCCUGAUGAUCGGGUCAACUAUCUGGAACAAGCGUUCCUACAAACGCUUGUUCCCAAUAAUCUGUCGUGUAAAGGUGCCGCAUAUCACCUGAUGAACGACUGAAACGAUCAGUUCAUUGGGUAUAAUCAUCUGACGUGUGGACACCUCAAUCAUUGCCUAAACGGCACUAUGCUGCCCAGGAACCAUGAUUUUGUAUGGGGACGAGCGACAGCAGCAGACACCGCUCGUCCUUUUACAGUGGAGGUGAUCCUGUCAGUUGACUGCUCCCUGCCACACCUAAAUACGGCUUAAAACAAACCAAUGAUAGGCAAUUUUUGUGAACUAGCAUCCACAGGAAUGCUCGUUCCUGAUAACUGACUUGUGUAAAGGUGCCGCUGAUCACCCGAUAAACGAGCAUUAGGUGAAAUAAUCGUUGAUGUUGUCGCCUAAAUCAUCAUCUAAACAGGGAUCCGCUGCUCAGAAACAUUGAAUCUGUAUCUGUACGAUUGUUGGUCCCCAUAGAGAACAGAUAACUGUUGCAUGUGAAUGCAGCUCUUGCCUCCUCCGACAGUUAUCGGGAACGGAUUGCCUGCUGUGUUGGCCUAGGUAAAUGGGCCUUUACCUUUCCGGGAAAUGUGACUGUAGAGGAAGGACGGGUGCCAGGGCCUCUCCAAUAUCUAUGUACUCUCUAAACUGGCUAUAGUUUUCUUGUUAUACACAGAGGUGUUUAUAUAGGAUCUUGCGGUGAUAAUUUUAUAGUGCCUGAAUCUGCUGCCUUUAAACAUCAUGCAAAGCCUUUCAGUCAUGGCUCUAUCACAAUAGUGAGAUUUUUGCAGGUAGUUCAAUCCGUAUUAUAUUACAUGGUGCAGUCAGAUGUUUAGAAGCAAGCAGCUCCACAAUACUGUAGUCUACUAAUGCAAUAUAAAAGGUUCGAGGAAUACAGGUAGAAUCAAGGUACAAGGUCACAGGAAUGACGCUUCCAAUUGUAUCACCAAUAAAACAAUAGCUCCCAUUCAAUCCUGUGUAAAUCUCAGGGUGUAGAAUUUAAAGUGACUCUCCGGUUCAAGAAAAUCUGCAUUAAGAGUGGAUUCAAAAAUGUGGCUUUUGGUGCAUUAAAAAUUUUUUUUUGCAGAAAAAACACCAGCUAUAGAUGUUAGCUAAAAUUCUAUGGAAACAUGAAAUGCAGUACACAUGUUUUGGGGUUUUUAUGCUACUGGCAUUUUUGUGUCCCUGGCAUUUUAUUUCUAAAGGCAGCAGGUUGACGCAAUGGCAUGUUUCUGUCUAUGCUACACACCUAUAGGAAACAAAUGCCAUCCACACUUUUUGGGGAAAAAAGCAAGCUUUUUCUAAACCACUUUUUGGCAAUAAAAAAAAGCUAGACAUAAUUUGUGUGUGGAGGAAGCCUAACUGAGGAAGGGACAGAACACUUGCCUGGUGCCCUCCUUUUCAUCUAUUCUGCUGCAGAUCUGUUGAUUUCCAGGCCCCUCUUCUGCCAUCCAAGAUGGCCAUGCCUCGCCUUGGACUACUCACUGCGCAUCAGUAUUCCAAAAUGCUUCCUGCUGCCAUCGGGCCGGCCAGCGCUUCUACUGCAAACAGCCCUGACCAAUCCAGAUGCAUCUCUGGACAAGAAGGUAGUGUUUUGGACCAUAGAUGCACAGUGUCUGAGAAGCCGUGUGGCAGAAGAGGAGCCCUGGAAUCAGCAAAUAUGCGGAUGAAAGAUGGGCAUUUUUUUUUUUUUUGUACUUGGGGGGGGGGGGGGGGGGGGUCACUUUCGACACUUAUCAUUAUCUCAAUUAGGUAAAAUGUCUGAUCCCAUCACUGUGAAGUCUCAAUGACAAGAAGGGAUGGAGGACUUGGGGUCAGAAUACGAUAAACAGAAUAACCAAAGGAUGAAUGGACAUGAACUGGUAAUGGAUGGACAGUGAAUUAAAUGACUGUACUGUUGCAAACAUGGCGGCUGUAUUGAAAUGUGAAUAAAGGAGAAAAGCUGCGUACAGAUUCACACGCUCCGGGAAUGUGUUUCGUGUCUCUCUGACGCCGAGCUGUGUAGAUUGUGACAUUUUGAAAGACUGUAAUAAAAGCACAACCUGUUUUGUGGCGCAGAAACAAUUACACAAACCAAUAAAUGAUACGAUCAGA
Messenger RNA from Bufo gargarizans (Asiatic toad), 8521 nucleotides. It is a transcript of the gene OSBP2, whose product is annotated as oxysterol binding protein 2. The coding region runs from base 45 to 2429 and encodes 794 amino acids. Gene Ontology annotation, cellular component: intracellular membrane-bounded organelle; cytosol; membrane. Gene Ontology annotation, molecular function: cholesterol binding. The record is from RefSeq and is a predicted model, not a curated record. The transcript has 14 exons. NCBI's taxonomy places the organism in Eukaryota, Metazoa, Chordata, Amphibia, Anura, Bufonidae.